ACAAAGGCUUGCUUUUUGAAUCUGGGGUCCAGCUGCCUCUGAUAGGAGGUGGUUGUAUUCCGUCCUGUGGCACCUGUGUACCAUCGAUGCACAGAGUUAAACAUUUUUGUUAUUUGUUCAGUGGUUGUUGUGGUUCUCUGGAAGUUGGCGGUGACUCACUGCAGACCCUUGGCAAGAAUGAUGACUUUAGAUGCUGUUACAUAGCUGCAAGAUAGAGACACUUUGUCCACAGUUGGUUUAAUUUCUGCCAGAGCAUCUUUAACUACCAGGUUAAUGGUAUGUGCCAGACAUGAAUGGAGAGCCCAUGGAAUCUUCCGGAUUGCAGCGGUUAUGUUGCUUGCAUUGUCACUGACACAACACACCACUUCCUCCAUGACAUUCCAUUCUGUUGUAAUUCUGGCUAGUUCCUCUGCUAGGUUAUCAGCAGUGUACCGGUCAUUGAAUUCAAAACAAUCAAGCAGGCACGACGCCAUCUUUUAGUCCUCUACAAAAGGGCAUGUUACAGACAUGAAACUACACGUUGUUCUAGAAGUCCAGCAGUCUGUAGUGAGGCAAACUGCUGAUGCCUUUCACUUUUUAGUGCUGCCGGUAAAUCCUCAAACAGACAAGGAACUAUUGUGUUAGAAAGGGUUGUCCUGCUUGAAAGAACAUAAGCUGGACAGUAUCUGAAUCCCUUGUCCUCAACAAUGAUGUGGUUGGAAAUCUCUGGUAUCCAUAUUAGACAAUUCAUCAUCUAGCAUCUUCUUUGAUGAGUGGCACCGGCGUGAGCGCGAGUUUGGUCCUCUGCACGCGCAGCCUGUGUUUCUGCCCUCUCGACUCCAUCUUGCGUGCACCUGAGUUUUGAGACUGAUGUGACGCCAUAGAUACUCACAGGAUUGUCAGCCUACAUUGCCACUAAGCCAUGACGGAAAGCAAAAUCAAUGAGGCCUACGUCAACCUGAUGAGGGGUGUCCAGCAACUGGACCUCAUCGGGCCAAGCGUACCCAGCAACUUGGUUCUGAUCGGCCACGACGCCUUCCCGCUGGUCAUGAACGCCCGGGGACAGGUCCUGAUGGCCGCCUCCUUCUACGGUGAGGGCCGACUGGUGGUGCUGGGCCAUGAGGCCUACCUCACUGCCUUCCCCACUCUGAUGGAGAAUGCCCUGACCUGGCUGGCCGGUUCCCCGUGCUCCAGCACCAGGGUGGUCGUCCAUCCGGGCUGUAAGGGCCUGGCCGAUGCCCUGAGCGGCUCCAGCCUCCGGCCCGAGGUGGGCGCCUUCAGCAAGGACCACGGGGUGUACGUGACCGACGCUUACAGCGUGGGUCCCGACGUCAAGGAGAUGGUGGCUUUCCUGAAGGUGACAAAGGGCGGGCUGCUGAUUGCCGGACAGGCGUGGAGCUGGGAGCAAAAAAACCCGGGCCAGAACACCCUGCAGGAUUUUCCGGCGAACAAGGUGUCCAGUGUGGCCGGGAUCUACUUUUCUGAUCAACCCGGGGAGAUAGGCACUCUCCCUGUGCCUCCUCAGAUCCCUUCCAGCUGGCUCACAGUGCCGAUAGGCAAGGAUUUCAAGGAUGACCUAGAGUUCCUUCUUAAUGGCGUGUCUGAGAUUAAAAUACAUUCCAGGGCUAUCCCCUCCGAAGUUCUGGUGCACGGCCCACUGGCAUUCCCCAUCGGCGCCACACCAGACGGCCGGGCCUUUUUGGCCGGAGCGUACUAUGGUCAAGGCAGAGUCAUCGUGGUCACCCAUGAAAAGUACAUGGGCGAUGAGCAAAUGGCCCCUUUCAUGAUCAACGCCGUCCGCUGGUUGGAUAAGGGCCGCAAUGGCCCGGUUGGCAUCCUGCCACAGGUGGACUUCACCUUUCCCCUGCUGACCCAGUCGGGUCUGCCCUGCCAGAAGACCGGCUUCAAGUCCGACCUCAGUGUUUUUGUCAGCACCUGCUACCGUAGGGAUAACAUCGAGAACAUCCAGGACUUUGUGGCCGAGGGCGGAGGCCUGCUCAUAGGGGGCUACGCCUGGUACUGGGCCCAGACCAACCCGGGCCUGAACUCCAUGACGGAGUACGCGGGCAACCGCAUCCUCAACAAGAUGGGUCUCAGCCUGCUGGGGAACACCCUGGAAGACGGUUGCAUCAAAGCCCUGGUGCCGGGCCGGAGCGGCUCUGAGGGGUACCACUUCCGUCACCUGCUUCACCGCUUUGCCAGUCAUGUGACCAACGGCGAGGCGCUGACCGAGCACGAGAAGGCACGUCUGAAGAAGUUUGGCGGUGACUGCUCCGAGUACCUGAAGAUGCGGGCUUACGACUGUUCCUCAUACACCUCCGUGCUGGCCAUUCUCACUGACAUCCUGAAGAAGACGGGCAUCCCCAAGGUGGGCCAUGACAGCCCGGUGAAAAAUGCCAAAGAUCAACUGCUGCUCAGCCUGGUCACGGAGGUGUACAAGGCGUGCCAGGACCCAGACGCCCUUUUACCUUACCUGUUUAAGGACCUGACCUUAAAACCCGUCUAUUCGAAUCACAGGGUCUUGAUCAGCUGCAGCGCUGCAGAAAGGGAGCAGUGGCUCAGUACAGGUAUGUACCUGUACCCUGGGAUGAAGACCCACGUGUCCCUGCCGCAGGAAAUCACCGGGAGAGGCUGGCAGGUCCAGAUAGGCUGUCAGACCGACAACAUCGGCAGUGCCAGUGGGCUGCGGAGGGCGCCGGUGGUCCACAAGCGUUUUCCCAUCGACUCCCAGAUGAUGCAGGUGUGCAACCUGUGGGGGGGCCUCCUCUACCUGAUCGCGCCUCCCAAAACCCAGGUUGAUGGGGUGGAGGUAGUCUUUCAGCAAGUCGUGCCAGCCCCCUACUAUAAGUCUGGGGUGACCACACCUGCCGAAUGGGAGGUUCUGCGGAACGCCCCGUCCCCCUGGGCAGAGCUGGAGUUCCAGAACAUCAUCAUAACCCUCCCUUCUGAUGUCGUGCGAGGUCUGGACCGCCCCGACCUGUUGGCGGCGCUCUGGGACGACAUCAUGAGGGGGGUCGCUGACCUGGCUGUAAUCCCUGCCAAGUUCCCCCGCAAAGAGCGUUUUGUGGUCGAUGUCCAGAUUUCCUACGGCUACAUGCACGCGGGCUACCCAAUCAUGAUGCAGUCCGACGCCCCCUGGUGCCUGGUGGACCCCGUGGCCAUCUGCAGCUCGGGCACCUGGGGGGCCAUCCACGAGCUGGGCCACAACCAGCAGAGGGCAGCCUGGGAGUUCCCGUCCCACACCACUGAGUGCACGUGCAACCUGUGGUCCGUGUACGUGCACGAGGAGGUGCUGGGCGUGAAACGGGAACGGGCCCACCCCAACAUGACCCUGGAGAACCGUCAGUGUCGUGCCAGAGACUACGCUAAAGGAGGCCGGAACCUGGCCUGCUGGAAGAUGUGGGUUGCCUUGGAGACCUACAUGCAGCUCCUGGAUCAGUUUGGCUGGGACGCCUUCAAGAAGGUAUUUUCUGCCUACCACACCAUGCAGAAUGUACCCAAGGACAACAAGGGCAAGAUGAACCGUUAUGCUGAGACCUUCUCCCUUACCGUCAAGAAGAACCUGUCCUCCUUCUUCAAGGCUUGGGGCUGGCCCAUAGAACCAGCUACUGAACAGAAACUCUCCAACCUGCCCAUGUGGAGCGACCACCCCAUGGCCCAGUACGACUGACCUCAAGCCGCGGUGAAUUACUUAUGUUUGUGGUAAAAGGUCAGAGGUUACAGGCCAGAGGUUGCUUGUGAAGGGUCGGUUCUUUUUGGCGUGGUGUUACGGGGACUGGAGUUCUGCUGGGCCAUGGUAGAAAUGUUGUGCCAAGACAAAAAUGAUUGGUAUCACUUUACAAUAAGUAUACAUAAAUAUACAUGUAAUAAUGCAUUAAUAAACAUGAAAUAAAGAUUACUUGAUGCAUCUAAA
Esox lucius (northern pike) is the source of this 3892-nucleotide messenger RNA. Its product is annotated as TRPM8 channel-associated factor homolog. The coding region runs from base 902 to 3649 and encodes 915 amino acids. NCBI's taxonomy places the organism in Eukaryota, Metazoa, Chordata, Actinopteri, Esociformes, Esocidae. The record is from RefSeq and is a predicted model, not a curated record. The transcript has 9 exons.